UGAACAAAUACGAUUCCGACAGUCAUGAGAUUCCUGCUAUGGCUGUGCCAAAACGAACUUAUCAGCGAGGGGGGAUAAUAACUUUUUGGCGCAAUCUGAUCCUGAUCUUCUGCUGUUUAUUUGGGGUGUGGCGUUAUCAGCGACUUUGGCGGGGCACGGAUCUCAACAAUAUCAGCGAUGAUUUAAUCGAAACAAUUAAUGAAGUAAUUCAGGAAAUACAAAAUAUAAAUGAACAGUUGGCAUUAGUGCAAAACAGUAUUGAAAAAAUUAAUGCUGACCAUCAACAGCUCAAUGAAAGAUUCUAUACCGAGAAGCAGUUUUCGGAAAAACUUGUUGAAGAACAAAUUAAAUUUGCUUUGAAUAAAUACGAUGCAGACAAAACCGGUUUAAUAGAUUACGCUCUGGAAUCAGGUGGCGGACGUAUCAUAGCUUUGCCGGGCACCACCAACUAUGUGAAAACCUGGACAGUGCCGUUAUUGGGUGAACUGGGUUUCGGGGCUUACAAUCCGCCUGAAAUUAUUUUACGCCCGGGAAAUCAACCUGGCGAGUGUUUCGCUUUUGCAGGUAGCGAGGGUCGCUUCCGUAUACGGUUAUCAGCCUCCAUCCAGAUAACCGCAGUUACCUUGGAACAUGUUCCAUCCGACAUAGUGUCCGACAUUAGUAGUGCACCUCGUGAUUUUAUUAUUUAUGGACUCAACAACAAACAUGCAAACACGGGCGUUUUCUUGGGCAAUUUCCAGUAUGACCUUCGCAGUUCAAUUCAGACGUUUUACAUUUCGACAGUCUCAAAGAAGUACAAAGAUGAAGCAUUCUAUCAAAUAAUUGAAUUACAUGUUAAAUCUAAUCAAGGACACCCUGUUUAUACGUGUUUAUAUCGCAUACGUGUACAUGGAACUGAAUAAAAUAUUUUUUAUUGACA
Dalotia coriaria is the source of this 919-nucleotide messenger RNA. RefSeq names its product SUN domain-containing protein 2-like. The transcript is spliced from 7 exons. Gene Ontology annotation, molecular function: protein-membrane adaptor activity. Lineage: Eukaryota; Metazoa; Arthropoda; Insecta; Coleoptera; Staphylinidae. Gene Ontology annotation, cellular component: nuclear envelope; meiotic nuclear membrane microtubule tethering complex. The record is from RefSeq and is a predicted model, not a curated record. The coding region runs from base 39 to 902 and encodes 287 amino acids.